Molecule: messenger RNA, 939 nt
Organism: Naumovozyma castellii
Lineage: Eukaryota; Fungi; Ascomycota; Saccharomycetes; Saccharomycetales; Saccharomycetaceae
Gene: PER33
Product: Per33p
Exons: 1
Coding region: 1-939 (312 amino acids)
Source: RefSeq, a predicted model, not a curated record
AUGACUUCGUCAGGAUUUGGUGCUUCUAAUAACAGGAAUAGCAGCAAUUAUCGCUCUCAUGAUACUUCAGGUACGUCACAACGUCCAAUUGCACCCUUUACAAUGAUUCUAAAAUCAAGGAUAAAGCAACCUCAAUUUUAUUGGUUUCUAGGUCAUUUCUUUACGCUCUACCAUUUUUUGAAGUUCCAUCUAUCAUUCUUCUCAAUUGCAAGCCAAAAAUACCAUUAUAGAAUGAUCCUUUUAAAUAUUUCAAUCACAUACGGCAUUGUUCUCUAUCAAUUUUUAAAGAGUGGUCAAUUAAAAUUAACAUGGUCUAAUAUAAGGGAGAAUGUAAGAACAUUGGACAAUUUACAAUAUUUUAUCAUGUUAUCGACGCUGUUCAUUUGUUCCAUCCUAUCAGGUGGGAAAGUUUCCAUUACUGGUGCAUCAUACGCUCCCGUGAUAUUUUCUAUCUUCCAUUGUUUGAACUAUUUUAAAGAAAAUUUAUUACCUUUCCUACCGAUUUCUCCUCAAUUGAAAAGUGUGCUAAAUAGAAGAAUCACUUUAUUUUUAGCUAAUUAUAACGAAAAAUUCUUAACCAUGGCACAAACUUUUGAAAUAAUGUGUGCCCUACGUGUUGGUUUAUUCGGCUUACCCAUGACCCUUUUAAAAAUUAUAUUCAAUUUCCAUUGGAAUAAUUUAUUAAGUUUAAUCGUUAUCGCUAAUUAUGUCAUUUUCUUCAAAUUAAGAUUGCUACAGAGUGAAUCCAUGAAAUUACUACUGAAUCAAGUUAUAUUGAGAGUUGAUAAUUAUUUGUUGGCAUCACCCAACAUGAUGCAAUUCCAACCCUUUUGGCUGAGAUACAAACAACUUGUCGCAAGAUUAUAUGAUUUAGUACCACCUUCUUUGAAUACCAUUGCUAAGACUCAAUCCACACCAAAGAAAUCAAACCACAUAUGA